AUGUCGAAUCUAUUGCCUCUGCUCUGCAUUUGUGCCAUGCUCCCCACCACAACACUCGCGGCCAUGAUCAACUCUAAACGCCAAAGUGGAAGUGAGGUUGACACCGAAGCUGGAGCUUCAGGAGGCUCCGGAGGUGGAGGUUCCUAUGUCAGUCAAGCAGGCGUUAUCGCCAUCAUUGUGAUUGUGGUAAUCGUGGUAGUAUUGGGCAUUGCCUCCACUGUUCUUUUUGUCCUAGCAAAGCGUCGUCAAUGGGACGUCCGAGCAUCCAUCAAACGGGCUUCGCGGCGAUUUACAGGUCGCGGUGGAGCCAGCCAGGCAGCAACAGAUCGACAAUCGAGGCGUGUAGGGAUGCAGAUGAGCGACAUGCCGAUUCGACAAGGACACACGAAGCGCGGGCCAGCUGUGGCGGUGAGAGAUGUUGAGAAAGGGAGCAACAGUUCUUCGGAUAAGAAUGUUGCGCACUCGAAGAAGCCGGAAGGGUCCUGGCUUUGGAGAAAUGACUGGAAACGAUGA
Molecule: messenger RNA, 513 nt
Organism: Ramularia collo-cygni
Lineage: Eukaryota; Fungi; Ascomycota; Dothideomycetes; Mycosphaerellales; Mycosphaerellaceae
Exons: 2
Coding region: 1-513 (170 amino acids)
Source: RefSeq, a predicted model, not a curated record